UGUGAUGGUAUUCCUCCGUAAAGAGAGGUUCCCGGUUGUUACGUAUAAUAAGCUGCAACAACGCAAGUAUGGACCAUUCAAGGUGUUACGGAAGAUCAAUGAUAAUGUUUAUGUUGUGGCUCUCCUAGAAUCUAUGAACAUUUCUAAUACCUUCAACGUAGCUGACAUUCAUGAGUAUCAAGUAGAUGAGAAUUUGGGGACAAGUUCUUCAGAGGUGGAGGAGACUGAUGUAGGAAGGAUUUACUGGUUUUUCCUUUUUGAUAUUUUCUAUUUUUGUGAGUUUUCCUUUUUAGUUUUCACUAGUUUUUCCUUUUUGAUAUUUUCUAUUUUUGUGAGUUUUUCUUUUUAGUUUUCACUUUUGGUUUUUUCCUAUUUUAUAGUUGAGAUCCUUCUCUAUAUAAGGAGAGGUUCUAAGUUUUUGUAAGACACAACUUAUUAUUCUAAAUGAGAGCUUUUAUCGAAUCUGGUGGAUUUCCAGAGUUUUAUCUUCAAAUUCAUCGCUUGUGAACUUGAAUUCGUUCUAGUUUUAGUGUUUGCUAAUCCUAAAGUUUUCCGACUGCGUCAGAAGCAGAGUUAAAACAAAGACUCAAAGAAAAAAUGGAAGCCAAAGUCAUUUCUUGCACUACUUUCGGAGACGACAAGGUCAUAAAGAUUGUUGUUUCGAGACAUCGUGCUGUCACCAACUACAAACCUAGAGAAAACGAAACGACGACCGUUGUUGUUGCCGAUGAUACUUGCUCCAAGAAAGAUGUUGAAGAGAUUAAGAUGACUUGUGAGAAGCUCGAUUAUGUUUACGAAGGAAGACUUCACGAAGAUUACGCUCAGACCAACAUUGGACCUGGUUUGGUCUGAAAGUUUCAGAGUUACAGUUAAACUCUCUAUGCGUUGCUUCACUUUUGUCUAAGUACUUUUCUUUUCUGCAUUUUGAUUUCUGUGUUCUAAGUUAUCUCU
Brassica napus (rape) is the source of this 951-nucleotide messenger RNA. Its product is annotated as oxysterol-binding protein-related protein 1B-like. The record is from RefSeq and is a predicted model, not a curated record. Bases 598 to 852 code for a protein of 84 amino acids. NCBI's taxonomy places the organism in Eukaryota, Viridiplantae, Streptophyta, Magnoliopsida, Brassicales, Brassicaceae. The transcript has a single exon.